GGUCGAUCAUCUUCGGUGAAUAAUAUUCGCUGUUAGCGUCUCUGAACGCUAAAGACAAGCUGAAGAGGAUUUAAAUCGUUUUUGCCUUUUCUCCAGUCGUUUGCUUGUAAACCAACAUGGCAAACGGUCACGUGGAAAUCUACGACCCCAUCUCCAACCAGAAGAACCUCAAAAGCAGCACAGACUGCGACCCUAAAUCUACCUCAGACACAGACAGCAUGGAGGACACGACAGAGUUCAGACUCCUCAUGGCCUACGCAAAGAGGAGACAUUCAAAGAAGGAGGGAGAGCCUAAACUAGUGGACCAGUGUGGCUUACCUGGAAACGGCGAGAUAACCACAAAGACUGUUGAGGACGAGCCGGAGAAGAAGAAGAAGAAGAAGGGAUGGAAACGUCUGCAGAGAAUUUUGAGCUGCAUCAGUCCUCGGACAAAACUCACAGAACAUUCCUCGGCUGCUGGGAAACCUGAUGUGUACUUUCGCAGUGGUGUUCCAAGAGAUGAUCCAAAAGAAGAAGCGAGAUUGGAAGAGGCAGUAAGCAGACUGAGCAAAAUCGCAGAUGACAUCCCGUUCAUCCCUCCAGACGUCGAGACAGACUCGCCAGACGAUGUGGAGAAAAUCAUCGGCCUGCUGCUGAGGGAGGCUGGAGACAGACUGAACGAAGAGGACAAGGAGCUGCAACAGACUAUUUCAAGGAUAUUAUGGAACUACGAUUUCUUGGAGAGGUUGAUAUCGACGUUCCUCAACAGGAUGGGACUCCUGCCCUCCAGCUGGGACACCCCGGGGCCUCAGACAUCGCCCAAAAAACAGAUCGCUGCGAUCUGUGAGGUCACUAGUCGUCUGACAGCAGCUGACACGCUGCCCAUGAACCGGCUGUUCGGCCACGGAGCCAGAUAUCUGCAGAAGCAUUACUCAAACUGGGAGAAGGAGCUGGGCAAAUAUGAGGAAGCUUUCUACAGUGAGGGCGAGGACGAGGAUGACGAGGAUGACGAGCAGUGAGCAGAAGGAAGCAUCGCUCCAGAUCGGCAUCGCCCCCUGCAGGCGAGCAGUAAAACUGCCACACUUUGCAUUACCUGCCUGGAACCGAACAACAGGUUCUUCAGUUUACUUGAAACAGAGCAUUUUUAUCGUCUUUCCGCCUUCACAUCUCAGACACGACUACAAGUGUAGAAAUCACUUUAUGGAGGAGUGAUGAGUGCUCACAGAGGCUUUAACUUUUGCUCAAGGGAAAGAAAAAAAAAAAAAAAAGACUCAGGACAGUUAUAUCUCUCUCUGCCAAAUCAGUUUACAUGCCAGUUAAUCUCUGAGUGGAGCAGCAUGAACAGAUCUGCUUCAGUAUGCUUUUGUAAAUAUAAUGUAGCAGGUUUGUGUGUUUCUCCGUUACUUUUGUUGGUGAUUUAAUGCUGAAACUUUACAUUAGUCUUACACAGCUUUGAGCCAAAGAGGAAUCUAUUUCUUGCCAUUAAUGCAUUACAUGAAUUAAAGGAGCAGUGCGUAAGAUUUCACAACAUCAAGCAGCGACUGAAGGAUAACUUAAAGUGGCCUUAAAGCACAUGAAGGCAUUCUCUUAAAAAAAUGACAGGUCUUUGUAAGUGUUAUUUAUAAGACAUAAAACUUUAUAACUUUCUGGGAGAUGCAGGGUUUCUGUAGUAAAUGUUAAAUCGGCAUGUUUUCUGAAGUUUCCUAGGCGAAGAUCAAUCAGUAUUUUGCACAUUUUUCUAUUUUUUCAUCAAUAUUAAUUAAAUUACUGGUUAAACUUUUUCUUUAGUGAUGUUGAGUUAUCUUUGAUUGUUUUGAUUUUUACUUUUUUCUACUUUACCAAAGACUGUUAAGAUCAAAUUUUGCCAAAGAAAUGUAUGCAUAGUGAAAUUAUGAACACUGUAACAUGUAAACCGUGCACAUGGACAAAAAUAAACCGUCAUUGAAACCUCA
Labrus mixtus (cuckoo wrasse) is the source of this 1931-nucleotide messenger RNA. Its product is annotated as apoptosis facilitator Bcl-2-like protein 14. Bases 117 to 998 code for a protein of 293 amino acids. The record is from RefSeq and is a predicted model, not a curated record. The transcript is spliced from 8 exons. Lineage: Eukaryota; Metazoa; Chordata; Actinopteri; Labriformes; Labridae.